Corythoichthys intestinalis (scribbled pipefish) is the source of this 1932-nucleotide messenger RNA. RefSeq names its product protein phosphatase PTC7 homolog. Gene Ontology annotation, cellular component: mitochondrion. Lineage: Eukaryota; Metazoa; Chordata; Actinopteri; Syngnathiformes; Syngnathidae. Gene Ontology annotation, molecular function: protein serine/threonine phosphatase activity. The coding region runs from base 283 to 1176 and encodes 297 amino acids. Gene Ontology annotation, biological process: protein dephosphorylation. The transcript is spliced from 6 exons. The record is from RefSeq and is a predicted model, not a curated record.
AUGUCCUCGCGUGUUGUGGUGCACCGUGGAAAGAUGUCGGAAAGGAGAGUGCCUAGUGGAGGAACUGCUCUCACGAAACCAGCAACAAAGACCCAGCGCCGCGUUAGUCAUUGCUAGCUUUCAACAAAAGUUGAAGGAUAGAUAGUCACUCGCAGAAACGGAGCGGUGUGGCGCGAAUGGGUGGCUAAAAAACGCCCUAAUCCGAAGAAGAGACCGAGCGGGACGAGUCGAGAAAGAGGACCGCGUGAGAAGUCUUAGCUUCGGCUUCUCGCUGGGUUGGGGAUGUUAUCCGUACUGUCUUAUGGCAGAUUGGUAGCCAGGGCAGUCCUCGGUGGACUUUCGCAGACGGACGGGCGCGACUACAGCCUCGUCACCGCUAGCUAUGGCUUCGGCAAGGACUUUCGGAAGGGGAUUCUCAAGAAAGGGAUGUGCUACGGGGACGAUGCCUGCUUCAUCGCCAGGAACAAAAGCGCCGACGUUUUGGGUGUAGCUGAUGGCGUGGGAGGCUGGCGGGACUACGGCGUCGACCCAUCUCAGUUCUCUGCAACAUUGAUGAGAACCUGCGAGCGACUUGUGAAGGAGGGCCGCUUCACUCCUAGCAAUCCGGUGGGCAUCCUAACAUCUGGUUACUAUGAGCUUCUGCAGAACAAAGUUCCCCUUCUUGGGAGCAGCACCGCCUGCAUUGUGGUGCUGGACCGACGGAGUCACCAGCUCCAUACGUGUAACCUCGGCGACUCUGGUUUCCUGGUGGUGCGCGGCGGCGAGGUGGUGCACCGUUCGGACGAGCAGCAGCACUACUUCAACACGCCCUUCCAGCUGUCCAUUGCUCCCCCGGGAGCUGAAGGAGUAGUGCUCAGUGACAGUCCUGAAGCUGCCGACAGUUCCUCCUUUGAUGUACAGCUGGGUGACAUCAUCCUCACCGCUACGGAUGGCCUCUUUGAUAACAUGCCAGACUACAUGAUCCUUCAAGAGCUCAAAAAACUCAAGACUACAAACUAUGACAGCAUCCUGCAGACCGCACAGAGUAUAGCAAAGCAAGCGCACAACCUCGCCUACGAUCCCAACUAUAUGUCCCCAUUUGCACAGUUUGCUUGUGACAAUGGCCUGAAUGUAAGAGGUGGGAAACCGGACGACAUCACGGUGCUGCUGUCCAUUGUGGCCGAAUAUACGGACUAAGGCGCGUGUGGGCUCUGAUGUGUUUGCGUGGUCUGCAGGGCUCACUUAACCCCCAUCCGGACCCGUCCACUUGACUUCCUCGUGGCCCUAGGACACAACACCUACUUGUUCACCCUUGCCCUUUUGGUUUUAGUUUCCUCCUGUUUUACAUUGAUCAUGAUGCAGAAGAAGCCUAACACUGCAUAUAAGCCCUCCAAAUUACACCUCAUUUCAUAACGUGGUAAGAGGAGUAAGCCAUUUUUUGGGAAUGGUUCGUUGGUGACAAUGAACACACAAGCUCAAGAAUGUCUUUCCAUUGGUGUUAUUGACACCAAAUUCGAGAAGUUGGUUUGGGGAAUGAAGGAGGAACAUACAACAGACAACAUGCAAAGUUCUCUUGGUUUGAGACUGGGGGCAGGAUGUGCCUAUGCCAGGUUGUAAAUAAUUUUGGUUUCGUUGAAUUACUGUUGGGAGAGUUGCGUUCACAGACAUUGUUUGAACGAACAUUUGCUGCGGAAGUAAAGGGAGCACGUGUGUAUGUUUGAGUGAUGUUGCGCGUCAUUUGAUGUUCACAAAGAAACUCUAUAGCAUCUGGUAAUGCUUACCGUUGCAACCAUAGGUCAGGUGUGAAGAUAAGAGAUGUAUAUUUUUUAAACGGUAAUGUUUGAAAGUGUAUGCCUGGAUAAAAUGCUGUAUUUGCUCUUAUAGUGAUUUAAUUGAUGAACUGCCAGAAUUGCCAGGUUUUCAUAUUAAAAUAAUUGUCAAGAUUUGUAUCCA